Messenger RNA from Microthlaspi erraticum, 246 nucleotides. The record is from the annotation of a GenBank genome assembly. Lineage: Eukaryota; Viridiplantae; Streptophyta; Magnoliopsida; Brassicales; Brassicaceae.
AUGUCUGGUUGUUCUGUAGCGGACAGGUGUCAGACGGCAGGACAACGACACGGUCGUGCCAUCGAUCUUCUGACACGUUGUAGAAUAAGAGCCAUUCGCUUAGAUGCAAAUAUUCGUGAGAUCGCGCACUGGCAAGACCAUCACUCUCGAUGUCGAGGCUCUGACACGAUCGACAAUGUCAAGGCUAAGGUCAAGGACAAGGAGGGGAUUCCUCCGGACCAUCAAUAUUCGCCGGGAAGCAGCUAG